This is a messenger RNA of Hylaeus volcanicus, 1997 nucleotides long. RefSeq lists its product as uncharacterized. NCBI's taxonomy places the organism in Eukaryota, Metazoa, Arthropoda, Insecta, Hymenoptera, Colletidae. Bases 6 to 1850 code for a protein of 614 amino acids. The transcript has 12 exons. Gene Ontology annotation, biological process: regulation of GTPase activity. The record is from RefSeq and is a predicted model, not a curated record. Gene Ontology annotation, molecular function: protein binding.
AAAAAAUGUGUUCUGUCGAGAAAGAAAAUUUCUUCAAGUUACAAUAUUUGUUUUCAUGUGAAGACUGUACCCUAAGUGAAGAAACAACGGCAUCUCAUGGUAACAUUCUAGUUGCUCACGAUUCUCAACGAGUUGGAAACCAUUUGGAGCAUUAUCUGGCCAUUUCGUGUGAUGAAGCAAAGAUUCAACAGUUUCGAUGGCGUGCUGAAAAUUCUUCAAAACAAUCCACGAACAUUGUCUUCUUAAAUGAAAAUUCGUAUGUUGUAGCAAUGACCUAUAUCCCUUUGUUGAUGAACCAAAAGGGUGGGGACAAAACGCAAAAAUUGUACUUAUUGUUAGGCUUUGAAAGUGGUCGCAUUUCAAUAUACGAUUGGAAGACAUUGUAUUAUACAGGAUUUUUGCCUUGUUUUGAACUGAAAAGAAACUUAUCUAUUUCAUCUUUCACUUUUGAUAAAUCACUUUCUUUAAUAAGACAAACACAGACUUAUCAAUCAAAUAAUAAACCGGGAUGUUUACUGAUACAUUUCUCAACAAAGCAAGACACGAAGCGUCAUCCAUCUGGCUCCAACGAUGGUUCAAAAAAUAUUGUCUUAGGAGUAUCUUUAAUUGAUUUUCACAAUUAUUUAAAAAAAAAUCAAAUGGUGUCGAUAUAUCCAAUUUCUUUUUAUAUUUACAUAUUACCUACUGAUACAAUCGAUUAUGCUGUCUUACCCCGUUUUGAGUGUCAUACAUUCGAUUGCCUUGCGUCAGUACCAAGUGAAAAAAAUUCGUGUGUGCUACCCGAAUUGUCUGCAUUGGAUAUUCAUACCAGUGAUAAAAAUGAUAUCCAAGAAUUGAAGAAUUAUAAAGAGACUGUACAAGAUCCGUCUCCUACAAGAUGCCACGCUCAACCAUAUCAAACUUGGAAAAAAGAAUGUAAGGAUCUCUCGGACUUUGAAAAAGAAAAAAAAAAUAUUUUUCUAUUUAAUUUAAGGAAGAGUGUUGCUUAUGGUUUAAAAAAUUUCUUUAAUGAAGAUUUUUCACUUAUCUUUUGCAUUUUAUCAAACGAUGUUUUUUUGUAUCAAAUGACGACGAGACCGCCGCAAAACGAAGAAACAGGAUUUCAUCGAGACAAACGAAAUUUCGGUGAUAAAAAUGUGCCCAAUGCGAAAGCGAGUGAAAAUUUCAAUAGUAAAAAAAGUCCACAUGUCUUUAAAGGAGUGACUUUAGGACUCAAAGCUACAUCAAGUGUUUUCUCUUUUGUAAAACCCUUCUCAUCCCGUUUGUUCGGCCAUGUAGAAAAACAUUCACUUGGACCGUCAUAUUCGAAUGACUUCCAUGAAAAUAUCCCAACAAACAUCGUUCCACUAAAUGUUGGAAUGACCGAGGCAUGUCGGUUAACAACCAUACCUCACUUUGACAACACUGAUGAAUUAACAGUAUCUUCAAAUAUUCAUCUUAAACCGGUGUUUCUUUACCCUUUCAAAACUCGAAUAGAUCACGAUCGAAGAGGAAUACGAUUGUUCCGAUGUCCUUAUAAUAACCAUUUGGCUUUAGCAACGGAUAAUUUCGGAAGAGUUCUUUUUUUACACCUUCCAUCCAUGCAACUUGUCUAUAUGUGGAAAGGGUAUCGGUUUGCUCAAGUUGCAUGGAUAAAACGGAAUGAUCAAUUGUACAUUGUUCUCUAUGCACCAUUACAAGGCAUACUUGAACUUUGGUGCCUUCAAUCGAUUCAACGCGUUAAUGUCAUAAAGGUAUCCAUGUAUGGUGUACUUGUAUCGAAUCAAAGUCAAACAAAUAACGAGAAAACCCUUCCUUUUGUUUUCGUUAAUAAUGAAGGAUCCAUUUUUGCUUUAUCAACUAAUUUAUAAAACGAAAAACACAAUCUUGUAAUUGUGAUAGUCAUUUCGUCUGUUUAAAUCACCUUUAUAAAGAAAAAACAAUUCAGAAAAACAAUUAAAGUGCUUGUCUUGUUUUUUCAUUUUUGUUUCCUCUAUAAUACAUUACAAAGCUGAAUA